Teleopsis dalmanni is the source of this 302-nucleotide messenger RNA. RefSeq names its product forkhead box protein D1-like. Bases 25 to 225 code for a protein of 66 amino acids. NCBI's taxonomy places the organism in Eukaryota, Metazoa, Arthropoda, Insecta, Diptera, Diopsidae. The record is from RefSeq and is a predicted model, not a curated record. The transcript has 2 exons.
UUGCAUUUAUUGCUGUAAAACGAAAUGAAAUUAUAUGCAAUUAUUUCUUUUAUUUUAGUCCUAAUUGCCUUCGCUGCUGCCUAUCCUAGUCCUGGAGGAGGUGGCGGCGGCGGUGGCGGUGGAGGAGUUAGCCUUUGCGGUGGCGGAGGCGGCGGUGGAGGAGGAGGUGGUGGUGCCGGAGCUGGUGGCGGCGGUGGCGGUGGUGGAGGUGGUGGAAGUUGUUAAACAAUUAUAAUUUGAACUUAGAUGUAAAUUUUUACAUAAACUAUAAUAAAAUAUUUAUACUGCUUUUAAAUACGAAA